This is a messenger RNA of Plutella xylostella (diamondback moth), 1843 nucleotides long. Its product is annotated as beta-1,3-glucan-binding protein 1. The record is from RefSeq and is a predicted model, not a curated record. Gene Ontology annotation, molecular function: hydrolase activity, hydrolyzing O-glycosyl compounds; carbohydrate binding. Gene Ontology annotation, biological process: carbohydrate metabolic process. NCBI's taxonomy places the organism in Eukaryota, Metazoa, Arthropoda, Insecta, Lepidoptera, Plutellidae.
CCAAUACCACCUCAGUUCAAGAGUUAUCUUCCUCUCGAUCAGACAUCAACAACAUGCAGCGCAUCCUGUAACCGAAUAUAAACUUAAUUACCGGUGAAUAAGGCAAAUAAUCAAGCACAAUGCUGCUUAGGACGAUACAUUUGUUGUUAAUUGUUUGUUGUGCGUGGUGCUAUGAAGUGCCUCCGGCUAAAUUGGAAGCUAUUUAUCCAGCUGGCUUGCGAGUGUCAAUACCCGACGAUGGCUUCUCGCUAUUCGCCUUCCACGGCAAGUUGAACGAGGAGAUGGAGGGCCUGGAGGCGGGCCACUGGUCCAGAGACAUCACCAGACCCAAGAACAACCGCUGGGUCUUCAGCGACAAACAGGCCAGGCUCAAGAUAGGGGAUAAAGUGUACUUCUGGACGUUUGUUAUCAAGAACGGACUGGGGUACAGACAGGAUGACGGGGUGUGGACUGUUGAAGGAUUCGUCGACGUCGAAGGCAACCCGGUUGACCCAGCGAACGGACAACCCGUCUCAGCGCCGACCAGACCUCCAGCCCAACCAAGCCGGGUGCCAAAUGUCCCCAUGCCGUGUGACAUCUCGGUCAGCACGGCAUCAGUGCCAGGGUACAUCUGCAAGGGACAGCUGCUCUUUGAAGACAACUUCAACGGGGCUCUGGAGAAGGGGAAGAUUUGGACGCCGGAAAUUUUGAUGCCGGAUGAACCGGAUUACCCUUUCAACAUCUACCUGAACGACAGGAACCUGCGCGUGAGGGACGGCCGGCUGUCCAUCAAGCCCAUCACGCUCGAGUCCAAGUACGGGGAGGAGUUCCUGGCCAAACUGGACUUGUCUGCCAGGUGUACUGGCAACGUAGGCACAACUCAAUGCAGCCGAGAAUCCAUCGGUGCCCAGAUCAUUCCCCCAAUAAUUACAGCCAAGGUUACUACCAAGAACAAGUUCAGCUUCAAGUAUGGAAGGAUUGAGGUUAGCGCCAGAAUGCCGCGCGGGGAUUGGUUGAUUCCAGAUAUUCUGCUGGAGCCGAAAGAAAACCUCUACGGAGUGCGAAAUUACGCAUCAGGUCUGCUUAGCAUAGCCUCAGUCAGAGGAAACACUGCUUACUCGAAGACCCUCAAAGGAGGCCCCAUACUGUGUGACAAGGAACCCCAAAGAAGUGCCAAGUUAAGCGAGAAAGUUGGCUACGACCAUUGGAAUAAAGCCUUCCAUAACUACACCAUGAUUUGGGCACCAAGUGGCAUCACAAUGCUAGUAGACGGCGAGCAGUACGGCGACAUCCGGCCCGGCGACGGCUUCAGCCAGGACCCGGCGGUGAGCGGCGUGGUGGCGGCCCCGCAGUGGCUGAAGGGCACCAGCAUGGCGCCCUUUGAUGUUAUGUUCUACAUAUCCCUUGGUCUCCGCGUGGGAGGAGUGAACGACUUCCCUGACACUCCUGAGAAGCCUUGGAAGAACAAGGCCACUAAAGCCAUGCUCAACUUUUGGAACGCCCGGGAACAGUGGCAGAGCAGCUGGUUUGAGGACACCACUGCACUCCUCAUAGACUAUGUCAGGGUUUAUGCGUUGUGAUGUAGCUGAAAAGUCUGUUAAAAUCGCUAGUCACACCACCAGCUAGCUUGCGAAGCUAGAAAAAAAACAUCGUUUCACCCCUUUACAUAAGUACUUUGGUCCACAUCGAUCGGUUCCGACUACCCUCGCUAGCUUAGACAGCUAGUUGAGCUAACUGGUGGUGUGGCCUGCGCUUUAGGGUGAAAUGUUAUCCAUGGUUGACGAUACGACUCACUAUCGUUUUAGAAAAAUCGACCUAUACGUAACUACUUUAUUGUAAGUAAAGACUAUAAAAUAAAAACUUU